Messenger RNA from Nothobranchius furzeri (turquoise killifish), 6814 nucleotides. Lineage: Eukaryota; Metazoa; Chordata; Actinopteri; Cyprinodontiformes; Nothobranchiidae. The record is from RefSeq and is a predicted model, not a curated record.
CACUGUAAACCUUUGAAGAUGGCUGAAUGUGAAACAGCUAAAUUGUUUUUUACUUAUUGUACUAGAAGAGUGAUGCAUUUAGAAAACUAGCAAGGCUGUUGAAAAUGUUGAAAUGUCUGUAAGUCAUUCUUUAUCAUAAUUGAUUGUCAUUGCAACUGAUACAAUGAAAUGUUAUUUAAUUGUAGUGAUACUGACAAUUCUUCAGUCACAAAAAAUGUUUGAUCCAACUUUGAUGGGGUAUUUUUGAAGCUCUGUGUUAAAGUUAAUGUUUUCUUUGGAUAUGUAAUGUAAACGUUCAACAUUAAAGGGUUUUAUUACUGGUUUUUCUGAAGAUAUGUUGUGUAUUUGUUGAAGUUGAUAAUAUUUUGUGAAACAAAUUAAGGAUUCAUUAUGAACCCAAUCCUUUCUAGAAAUGAAAUAUUGCUUUUUCAGUCUGUUAUUUUCACAAUUACACGACCUUUCAGAGAAGCUACACAAUAACAGCAUUUUUAAUAUCAAAAAGUGAAAUGUUCCCCUACAACACUCUCUUGUUCCUGCCUGGCUUGUUUAUUUCACUCUAUUUUACCUUGAACCUUUUCCAAAACAUAGAUUGGUACCUUUCAAACCAGAACUAUGAUAGUUUGAUUAACUUGAUUUAGAAUUUUCCUGCAACCAGAAAACAUGUAAAUGGGCUGCUGACAAAAAAAAAUUCAACAACUGACUUUUUUUCUUUCUGUAUCUAUUUCAUAGGUACUGACAGGAAGCGGAGAAUAAAAGCAGUUUUUGGUUUGUCCUGUGAGACUCACUGAGUACUUGGUAAACUGAUGCUGCUCCUUAUUUUCAUGGAUGAGCCACCCAUCUGUCAUCCAGCGUAAGUGUGAGAUUGUCUUACCCUUGUUGUCCAAGGCUUUACGCUGGCUGAAUUACAGCCAUGGAGGUGGCGCUGGUCGACUUUGAAAGCCUUGAGGAAAUGGAUGGCAGCCUUGAAGAUGAGGUGGACACCUAUGCCAAUGAGACAACAGCUCUCACAGCAGACAUGCCCUCAGAGCACAGCAACCCAGACAUCAACUACCUCCUACGAACUCCUCAACAGUCCUCAACACCUUGCCUUCAUAACCCUGUGACCUCUUACAUUUGGGAAUCCACCUCAUCUUCACCUGUUCCUCCACCACAGAAACUGGGAGCACCUCAGUCCCCAACAAUACCAUCCCCAAACAGAAAAGGUCAUCCUAGCUGUGCCAGCAUGAUGUCUAACUGGAAGUUGCUGUUAAAUACUGAAGGAGCAAAGGAGAGUGAGACAAUCUUCAGUCGACUUACUAAAGAGUGCUGCGAGGAGCUGUUUCUAGAUAGGCAAGGGUUGGAUGAUGGUGACCAGAAGAUUAUUUUCAACAUUGCUGGCCUACGCUUUGAGACACAACUUAAAACACUGGACCAAUUCCCUGACACACUUCUCGGAGACCAUUUGAAGAGGAUGGACUACUUUGAUCCAAUGAGGAACGAAUACUUCUUUGAUCGAAAUCGACCAAGUUUUGAUGGGAUCUUGUAUUACUACCAAUCUGGAGGUAAAAUCAGAAGACCAGCAAAUGUUCCCAUUGAUGUGUUUGCAGAUGAAAUUGUAUUUUAUGAGCUUGGGAGCGAGGCCAUGGAGCAGUUCAGAGAAGACGAGGGAUUCAUUAAAGAUGUUGAUAUCCCACUGCCUAAAAAUGACAUUGCUAGGCAAUUCUGGCUGCUGUUUGAGUACCCAGAGAGCUCCAAUGCAGCACGAGGUGUUGCUCUGGUUUCAGUCCUAGUCAUUGUCAUAUCCAUCAUUAUUUUCUGCAUGGAAACCCUGCCAAUUUUCAGAGAUGAUUCUGAUCCAGUUGUUCCCACAGCAGUGAAGUUCAACCAAUCAAAACUCCACCCCACUGCUUCUCCAUCUGGUGCAAAGCUCAAAACAUUAUCUGACCCUUUUUUCUUCAUUGAGACUGCCUGCAUCGCUUGGUUUGCCUUUGAGCUGUGUGUUCGAUUUGUGGUGUGUCCAAGCAAAAGAGAGUUUUUCCACAACCUCAUGAACAUCAUUGACAUUAUAUCCAUCAUCCCUUAUUUUGUAACUUUGAUCACAGAAUUGGCCACAACACCUGAAGAGAACACUGGACAAAACAUGUCUCUGGCUAUAUUGCGCAUCAUUCGCCUGGUCAGAGUGUUUCGUAUUUUCAAACUGUCACGACACUCCAAGGGACUACAGAUCUUGGGUCAGACUCUUAAGGCCAGCAUGCGUGAGCUUGGUCUGCUCAUCUUCUUCCUCUUCAUUGGAGUGAUCCUCUUUUCCAGUGCCAUCUACUUUGCUGAAGUAGAUGAGCCUAACACACAGUUUGUCAGUAUACCCGAAGGCUUCUGGUGGGCAGUGGUCACCAUGACUACUGUAGGAUAUGGAGACAUGUGCCCCAUAACCCUGGCAGGCAAGAUCGUGGGCACCUUGUGUGCCAUAGCAGGUGUGUUGACAAUUGCUUUGCCUGUUCCUGUCAUCGUUUCCAACUUUAACUACUUCUACCACAGAGAGACAGAAGCAGAGGACAAGGUUCCUAUGGCGGAGGCUCUUGAGCAAGCCAUGAAGGCCGAGGAAAGUAAUAAACAAGACAGCAAUACUUCAGUCAAUAAAGCCAAUGGCGUCUAACUGAAUGAAGGGAAAUAUAAAUUAAAGUAUAGAAGUCCCAUGGAGCAAAAACAAUCUUUUUAGAAGUGUGAAAUGUACGUGUUGUGAAAUCCAAAGAAUGGUCAAUAUGGAUCAGAUAAAUGCUAAUUGUUCCUGUGGAAAAAUUGUUUUAUAACGGCAAGCAGUUGUACCACUUUUACCUCUUUUGUUUUCUUAUAUGAAAAUAGCACAUAUGUGGAUUUGCUUGUAGAUUCACCAAAAUCAUGUUCUGGGCUUUUCAUUAAUAUAUGCUAUUUUAGGUUCACUUUGCAGUAUGUUGUGGUAGACUCAUAUAGACAGAAAAAAACUCCUUCAUUUCUCAUGAACAUAUUUUAGAUGUUUUCAAUGUUUCUUUGGUCUUACUGUCAUAAUUUUGGUCAGAUCACAUGACCUAUUUUGCCCACUAUUUUAAUGCGAUUUGAGCCUAAUGGAUGUUUGCUGAAACCAUAAAAUGCAUGUUGAGACACAUUUAACAUGUAUGUAAUUACAGGUAAAGCCUGGACAAAUCCUAAAUGUGCAUCAUAAUUAAACUGCAUUGCAUUGCCACUCAGUGCAUAGGCUUAUGGUAAUGACCAUUCUAAUUCCACUAAUGCACUUGUAUUCCUCAAAAGUGAAGCCAUGAUGCCCCGUUAACCCUCUGGAGGUAGGCAUUGCAGAUUUGCAACAGUUAAAACCUACCUACCUGGUUACUCCACAUACGUAUUUCAUGAGCAUUUUUUAACUCAGAAGUACCCCUGAAGAACUUAGUUGUUCGUCCUUUCAUCAAAACUUGUUUUGAGCCUGAGAGGAUUAAAAAGAGCUGCCAUGUGGAGCUGAUUGUUUAAAAAAAUGUUAGGAAAUAUUGUAUUUGGAGAUGCAACAUCUGGAUAAGAACUAUGAAAAUGAACAAAAGUCAAAAUCAGAAAAAAAUUAUCUGAAAUGUAUUGUUAUUUUUUAGCCAAGAAAAUGUUCCACUUAUUUGCAUGGAGUGACUAAUACAGAAGACAGCCACAAGGAGAACAUGUUUUAUUUUGAACACAUUGUUCACAUCCUGUUUCUUUGGAUAGUGAUUUCCUAAAAUUUGUUGGGAGAGGACUAGCUUACUGUAUUAGUGUCCUUCAUACAUUCUUCACAAAUUCAACAAAGAAAUGGGGCAUUUAUGCCUGUUUUAAAUAGUCUUAUGUUUUGUUGAAUGCAAAAUACAUGUUUUAUAUUCAACAGGAAGGAUGACCUAUUUUAAAAACAAUAAGACUAAGGUUGUAGAAAUUAAGCUAAAUAAUCAGACUUUUCCAUUAACUUGCAUUUAUAUUGAUUGAAAUGUAGCCCUUCUGUGCUUGCUACAUUGAAAUUGUACUGCUUUUCAUUUCCUUUUAUAUUCUGCUGGCAUACAGCUUCUCCAAUAACUGUUAAUUGUCUAAUUACCAUUCAUUAUAAAGGAGUGCCUUAAGUUGCCAUAAUGAAAGGUAAUACCUGUUCAUUUACCACAUACAGUAUGCUAGAUUAUUCUGAUUUCACCAUGCUUGGCACAGCACUGUAGCAAUGUUAAUGCAAAUGAUUUAAUUAAAAAACUAAAUUAAUUAAUGCUUUUACAAAUAAGAUUGAACAUUUCUACUGCAUUAUUACCCAAAUUGUCAAGGAACCACAGAAGCAUUUUUCUAGUUUUGUUUUACUUCUGUUUUAUGUUCUUUUCAUAAAAACACUUGGAAACUGAAUUAUGACCUUUAGCCUUCAUUCAAGUCAAACAAGAGUAAUAAAGGGAACCUAAAAAGAAUUUUGACCAACAUGCUGAUGAGUCAUCUUUUGAUGAAAGUGUAAUAGUGCUGUUUCAAUGCAAAAUAUUGUGUUUGGAGAUUAUUUUACAUGUUUUCCUACCAUGAAAUACAUUUUUGAAUGCAAGUGAUGUGUUAUCUCAAAUGAACAUGUAAUGUCUACAUUUCUGGUUGAGCUCAUGUUUAAAUAAAAAUAAAAUUGUGUCAAGUAAAGUUAAGUGUUUGUGAAUAACACCAGUCAACAACAGAUGAAUCCAUUGUUUUGCUCUAUGCUGCACUUUUUUCAAAUGACAUAUUUCUAUGGUUGCGUGUGUGUUUUUAACAUACCUAUUGGAAAUAAAAAUGUAAGUUUGCAUGCGACAGGUUUGUUCAUACAACCAGUGCCACAGCAUCAAAAUGUAGUUUUGCAUUUAUUCUUAAACGGCUCUUGUGAUUUUAUAAUCUUGAAACCAAUCUAAAAACUUUGAGUUGGUCUACAGUUGGAGCUGCAUCUUUGUGAUUUGUCCAAUGAUUUAUUUGUUUGGUUGUGAGUGGGAACCAAUCAAAGCAGAACAAUCCACAACCCACAUAUUCACACCUUUUUGUCAAUGGUUUAGCCUUUACAGCAAAGUAGAAUCCAGUAAUUCAGGAAGUGGGAAGAAAGCAGAGCUUGACCAAGCCUUGUCAGAGCAUCCUGGCUUAAUUGGUUACAAGGUGCCAAAGCCAAGAUGAGAAGGAGCAACUAAAUCAAGCCAAGUGUCAGUAAUCCUAAACGUGGAUGUAUGCCCAUCUUCAAGGGACCACAUUGUUGAUCAGAGAUUAACUGAGGCUGAUAGAACAUUUGCAUGCUUCCUACUUCACUUUAAGUCUGUAACAGAAAAUAAUGAAAGCUUAUGUGGCAUCAAAGCCCAGCAGAGCCUAUAUGUAAAAGAAUAAGCACGAUCCAGAUAAGAAAAAAACUGCGAAAAACGGUGUGAGAAUCUACAAAAUGAAUGCAUUUAGUAUUUAACAAUCAAUUACACCAUUCUGAGAAUCAGCUUCUCUAAAUCUGAGAUCAUGGUCUUGAGUCGCAAAAUGGUAGAAUGCCUUCUCCAGGUCAGGGAUGAGGUUCUGCCCCAAGUGGAGGAGUUUAAGUAUCUCGAGGUCUUGUACAUGACUGAGGGAAAGAUGGAGCUCGAGAUCCACACGUUCUCACACCUGAAGUGGCUAAAAGACGAUGGUUGACCAAGCGUUUGUUUCCAACAUUCUGGGGGGCGAUGCGCUGUGCCAGAGCGUCAUUUUCCAACACCCGCGGUAAAACGGAGAUUUCUCCAAAUUGUGGCCUUUUCUUUGUCACCCCUCACCCCUAUCCUAACCUUAACCCACGUGUGCAUGCAAAACUUUGUUCCUAGUUAAAACGUCCCUCUCCAACAUGGUUAACAAGAAGUUUAGAAUGGGAAACUGAGUUAAGGUUAGGAUGGGGGUGAGGGGAAGGUUAAAUAGCAAGAGGUUAGAGGUUAAAUGUUGGUGAAAUUUGCAUGCACACGUGGGCUUCAGAAACCUACGCUCUGGCACCGCGCGGUGCCUCCCAACGUGUUGGGACUCCCAACGUGUUGGAAACAAACGCUUGGUCACCCAUCAUCAGUUUUUGCCACUUCGGGUGUGAGAAUGUGUUGGCGAGAUCAACAGGCGGAACAGUACUGCGUCUGCAGUUAUGCCGGCAUUGUCACAUUCUCUAUUGUAUGUUGACUCUGUAUUUCAUCUAACUGUGUUACUUGUUUUUUUAACACAGCAAAAAGUUGUUUUUGCCUUGUAUUUGUCAAUGUUUCAACUAACACUAUAGUUUUCUGAAGCUCUGAGGAAGACCACUGAUAUAGUCCAUUUCUCAAUAAACUCAUUAUUCAAUUACGCAAGUCUGUAGGAUGUUGAAUUGUUUCUUAUUUUCUUUUAUGAACAUUGUGGGGGAAUGUGUUCACUUAAGUUUAGGUUUUGGGCUUAGGCUUAUUCAGAUAUGAACAUCUGCCAUGUGGGAUUUUAAAAAGUUCGAUAUUUGGACCUUUGUUAGUCUCUGUAUACAUUAUGUCCUUAGGUGGCUUCUUGUGCAAGCAUGGUAUUUAGUUUAUUUUUCAUUGCCAGCUGUGUUUAACACUGGACAAGUCUGAUGGUCAUCUGACAGCAGCACUGGGUGGGGAUCACUGACCAACCCUCCAGUGGCUCUGUUCCUACCUUCAGGGCUGGAGCUUCUGUGUUAGGAUGGGUGAAUCCUCCUCUCCUUGGGUGGGACUCCACUGGGGCGUGCCUCAGGACUCUGUUUUAGUUCCCCUUCUGUUUGCAGUAUAUCCCCUACUCCUCUGGGGAUUCUCCUUCAUUAACAUUGUGUCCAAUUCCAGGUCAUAGAAGGUGCUAAAUGAAUAAUUUAAUGAACAAAUGAAUAAAUGACUAUUAAAAAACGUUUAGA